AGGGUGUGGGUAUACUCACACAUCCUCACAAGUGGGAAGACCUCUUGGUGACAGAGAAUGUUAAUUUUGAGUAACAUUCAAGCCAAAUUUAGUGGGCUUUUCCAUGAAUGUUAUUGAACCACACUGUGCAGCUGCAUCUCAUUGUGGCUCCUUCAUCAUGGAAGAAAAUAUGCAGUUGAUCUGCACGGUUGGAUUUUAACAUUUUAAUGAUAGCCCAUCCAAAAGUCAAACAGCAACACAGACUGCUGAGAAAAACAAUCAGGAACAGUACACAGCUGAUGAACCUGGGAGUUUAGAAGGACCAGUGACACACAGGAGGUCACUGCAGACCUCACACAUCCUGUCAUUCAUCUGUUAUGGAUGGGAGAGGUGUUCCUGGGCUGGACACUGCCCAUCCUGGCAGUCAGCUCUGCCCAGUGCUGCUGCAGCUUUUCCCCAGCCCUCUGGAGAAUGUGUCACACUGAUCUGUGUGGCUCACACUGCAUAUCUGUUUGACAAUGCUGGGCUGCAUUGCAGUAGGAUUGUUUAGUGCCACUUAAAUGUUUUCAACAUGACAAUCCGCACUGACUUGAGUGAUCACUGGGUAUUUUUCACUGGAGCCAUAGGUAGGUGUUUCAGGAGCUUAGGACCAUCCUGUUGUCCUUCCCCUCUUCUCUCCCAGCCAUAUAGGAAGUGAUCCUGUGAGAUGAGAAGAGGAGGGGACCCGCUGUUAGCCUUGCCAGGGCCUUGGCCCUGCAGCUGUGGUGGAAUCCUCCUUGUGCCACCAGUAGGGCCAGGAGCAGGCUGACCUCAGCAGCGGGAGCACGUCAGUCAGGUUCACCUUGCUCUUAAUCCAUGUGAAGAUCCAUUGGAAACACCUUCUAGAAACCCAAGAGUUUUCAGUCUCCUGCUAAAUUCUGCAGUGUCCAAGAACAGCCUGCCCAAAUGAGCAAGACACCCCAACAGAACCCCGGCACAGAUGCGAGCGGAGUAAGUGUGAUCCACACUCAAGCACACUCCAGUGGUCUGCAGCAGGUUCCCCAGCUGGUGCCAGUCAGUCCUGGGGGUGGAGGCAAAGCUGUGCCCCCGAGCAAGCAGGGAAAGAAAAGUUCCUUUGUGGACAGAAACAGCGAUGAGUACCGGCAGCGCAGAGAGCGGAACAACAUGGCGGUGAAAAAGAGCCGCUUAAAAAGCAAGCAGAAAGCACAGGACACGCUGCAGAGGGUCAACCAGCUCAAAGAAGAAAAUGAACGUUUAGAGGCAAAAAUUAAACUCCUGACCAAGGAGCUGAGCGUACUGAAAGACUUGUUCCUUGAGCAUGCCCACAAUUUUGCAGAUAACGUGCAGCCUGUUGGCACUGAGAGCGCCACAACAAACCCAGAAAACAGUGGGCAGUAGAAACCUGCGACCUCGUCAAACAAACUCUUGAGCUGCAGCUUGUCUGCAGUGCCCGUGCAGUAACCCAGCAAAAACUGUACCUUUAGCCAUUGUUUUGUGGAUUUUCUUCUUUUAGAUUUAACACUGAAGAUUUGUAACAAUUAAACCAGAAACUGGUUAACUGUUUGUUUUAAAUAUUUUUCUCCUCAAAGACUUAAUCAGAUCUGAACUCCUAGCUAACUAGGAAUGUAAUAUUUAGGAGAUAACAUUUUCACAGGAAUAUUCACUUACCAUUUUAGACUUUGCAUAAUGGGAGGAAUCCAGCAGGAUGGCUCACUGUAGUAUCAGAAACUUGUGACUGAAUAGAAUGUUUUUAAAAUACCUGUUAGAGUGUUUUAGCCCUUUGAUUUCUCCAUUACAUAUUACAAACUGCAAAGGCUGUGGAGAAUUUUUGCUUUUUACUUUAAAUCUGUAGAAUUUAAGUCCUAUGAAGCACCAUGUAGGUCCCUCCUGCCCAGUUAUAGUUAAUGGGGAGGUUGUAGUAAUAGUGAGCUGGGAUGCUUACCAAUGUUCACCAGAAAAAUAACAAUAUGCUCUGACGAUAUGUACAGGCACUUGGCCUCCAAAUGGCACAUGAAACAUCAUGUACAAGAGGCAAAGCAGCACACUGACAAUAAAAGCCUUUUAUUGAAGCUUGUAUUUCAUAUUGCUCACAUAGUGACUGGGGCCUUAUGAGAACAAGAGCUUUUUUUCCAGAAAAUUUCAAAGUGCUACCAAAAACCUGUGCCCUGCAAAAUGGCAUUCCUGCUGGGAAGGAGGUACUGGGGAGAACAAGAAGUGCAGCUUGGCUUAGCAGUGGAAGGGGCAGGACAGCAGAUGUUGAACUGGGAUGCAUGGAUCACUGCUGGCUGACAUUACAGGAAUUUACAGUGAUUUUAAAAAUAAAUGGCCCUAGUAACUGAUUCAGUGGAAUUUCUACAGCCAUCAUAGGUCUGUGUGAAGGAGUAUCUGUAGCCUUGUUUUAUUUCCAUAGAAGUUUUCCUGUAGCAACUUUUUUAUGGCUACUGCUUAGUCUUUGCCAUGAUCCAUACUGCAGUGCUAUGUGCUAUACUGAGGAUUUAAACAAAGUAAAGCAGGAACUUUGAUGUAACUUUAAUUUAUUUUAAUUUUUAAAUAUUUCAUUGAUGGUAUGGUUAUUUUACAUUUAACCUGUGUGUCUGUCUUGUAGAUUACUACACUGUCUUAAUUUCCCUCUUACACUACCUUUGUCCAUAGAUUAUUCUGGAGGAUGCUUGUUUGCUCUGUAUCUGCACUUAGGAAAAAACUUGGAUGUUAUCUCUAUGAAGAUACUGUUAGAGAAUGAAACCUUGAGAAGUUCUUUUUUGAAUUUAAACUUUUAAUACAUGUGGAAAACUUUGAUGGAUUGUUUUGGAUUAUGUUAGACUUUUUACAGAUACGUUUUUUCAUUCUAACUGCACCUGAAGUUGGUAGGGUUGAAAUACCAGGAGCUAAUAAAAAUGUUUUGCUUGUA
Messenger RNA from Melospiza georgiana, 2887 nucleotides. It is a transcript of the gene CEBPG, whose product is annotated as CCAAT enhancer binding protein gamma. Gene Ontology annotation, biological process: regulation of transcription by RNA polymerase II; DNA-templated transcription. The record is from RefSeq and is a predicted model, not a curated record. NCBI's taxonomy places the organism in Eukaryota, Metazoa, Chordata, Aves, Passeriformes, Passerellidae. The transcript is spliced from 2 exons. The coding region runs from base 925 to 1377 and encodes 150 amino acids. Gene Ontology annotation, molecular function: RNA polymerase II cis-regulatory region sequence-specific DNA binding; DNA-binding transcription factor activity, RNA polymerase II-specific.